Anthostomella pinea is the source of this 1905-nucleotide messenger RNA. The record is from the annotation of a GenBank genome assembly. NCBI's taxonomy places the organism in Eukaryota, Fungi, Ascomycota, Sordariomycetes, Xylariales, Xylariaceae.
AUGCCGCCCAAAAAGAAUAAGAACAACGGAGAGGCAAAGCCAAGUCUGUCAAAAUUCAAGGCGGCAACCUCGUCCGCCCGUUGUAUUUCGAGCCCUUGGGUCAAGUUCGGAUGGAUUGAAGCUAUCAAGCCAGAAGUCAACCAGAUAAUCGAGACGGUCAAGGGAGAUAUAUCCGCCAUGUAUACUCUGCAGAUUCCGAGAGACCGUCCCAUAGACCCCUUUUCGAUCCGCAACGCCUUGUUCUGGGAGCAUCGACACCUGGCUAACCAACGGGUCAUCUCUACACCCUCGGCAGAUCACCUGAAUUUCUGGUCAAGCGACCAUGCCCAGUUCGUCGAAACACUCCAGAAGGUCUGUCGUCAGGUACCUGAGGACCGUGGGAGCAUCCGGAUGCACUACUUCUUUGAAGGGAUCCGAGAGCGAGAAUUCCUGCUGUGGCCAGUCAAAAUCGGCAACGUCUAUGUUACGAUUUUCCUGCGCAUACAGGAUAAAGAGAAUCUGGCCAGUCGCGGUGACGGUCUUCCUCAUUACCCCCGGGAGUACAUCAAUCGCGAGGUGACCGAUAUCGUGAUAGUCGACCCCUUGCCAGCAGGACGGGGAGAGAGAAGGGCCAUGAUUCUUCACAGACUGGAUUAUAUACUGCUCGAGGCUUGUAUCGACAUCUCGGCAGACCACAACAUUCACAAUUUUAGGACCAGGGACGUGGAAGAUGAGUGGGAGACCGGGCUUAUUGCCUAUGCUAUCUCUCGCGAGCUCAUGCGACGUCUCAGGGUAGUCCUGUGGAGAAGAGAGUUUCUUCGACGGGAUCACUACGACCUUCUCUGGGUUGCCUUUGAGGAGCAUUAUGACAUUGAUGGUUAUAGAGAGGGUCUCAUGGCCGUCCCCGAUGAGAAGUAUGAAGCGUUCCAAUCUCCGACACACAGUGUCGCUGCUCGGGUACCGGAGCAAUGGCGACACGUUGGGGGCCCAGAGACUGCCGCAGACCAGGACAUGGACGAAGGUUCCACGCAAACUACAGUCGAAGAGGACCCCGCGAGUCAGAGCAACACGGGGAACGACCUGGGCUCUUCUGUGGCCUCGGAAGAGGAUGAGCCAUCUGAACUAGCCCUCACACCCGUAGAAUCGACGCAACCGCCACCUUUCACCUCGAAGCGAGACCUGGCCCCAGGCUCCGAACAGGAUCCUCGCGAGCACCUUCAGCUACAAAAACUCAACAUACAAGACGGGGCGGGGAAGCCGCAGAGGUACCAUCCCACGCAGGUUGAUCUACCUCACGAGACGAGUCAACCCAUCCAGGAGACCCAAGACCAGGAGAUGACAGGCACAGGUGCCGAAGAAGGGGGUUUCGAUGAGACGCAGACCAGCGCAUACCAGCACAACUACACCUCCGAAGGCGCCGUCGCGAGCCCUCUUCCCAUCACGCCAGUGCAACCCCGGGCACCAGUAGCGCCCAUGAUGUCCACCGACAUCCCGCAAACCGUUAUCCCGGGGCUCGGAAGCCUCAGCGCACUUCAGAAUCCAAUCACGAAAGACAACGAGGCGGAAUCCCUCUUCGUAGUCGAGACGCCCCAACGCGCACAAUCCCCCUGGUUAGGUGCUAACCAAACCGGCCAGAGUCCUCAGUCGACGGUUCCUGCGACGCAGUAUCCCGAGUCCCCCGUCCCGCAGGGCGAGUACGACGUUGCAGCUGGGAGGUCGCUGGCGCAAUCUGCGCUGCAGGUGAUGAAGAUGGGCCAUGCGCCGACUGGUGUGCCCGCGGUCGGGCCUGGUGACCUGGCUUCGCAGGCACAGCAGCCGGGACCGUAUGACGAGCAGGCGGCGGUUGAUGGUUACUCGCUGAAGCGAUCAAUGGACGGUGGUGAGGAUUCCGCGUCCAAGAGGCCGAAGUACGAAGAUGGCCAGUAA